This is a messenger RNA of Medicago truncatula (barrel medic), 1533 nucleotides long. RefSeq names its product cytochrome P450 89A2. Gene Ontology annotation, cellular component: membrane. Bases 1 to 1533 code for a protein of 510 amino acids. The record is from RefSeq and is a predicted model, not a curated record. NCBI's taxonomy places the organism in Eukaryota, Viridiplantae, Streptophyta, Magnoliopsida, Fabales, Fabaceae. The transcript has a single exon. Gene Ontology annotation, molecular function: heme binding; iron ion binding; oxidoreductase activity, acting on paired donors, with incorporation or reduction of molecular oxygen, NAD(P)H as one donor, and incorporation of one atom of oxygen.
AUGGGAUUGUGGCUCUAUAGUGUAGCAUCUAUUUUUCUAUGCAUUUUUCUUCAAGCCAUUUUCAAUGCAAUCCGCAACAAGAAGCUACCACCAAGCCCUCCGACCAUACCUUUCAUAGGUAACAUCUUAUGGCUCCUAAAGUCAUCAAAAAAUUUUGCGGAACUUGAACUUGUCCUUCGUUCAUUACGUUCCAAAUAUGGUGACAUUGUUACCAUAUUCAUAGGUUCAAGACCUUCAAUUUUUAUAACAUCCCACGAAGUCGCUCAUAGAGCACUUGUUAAAAAUGGUACGGUUUUUGCUAAUCGUCCCGCAACUCUUCUAACAACCAACAUUUUCUUCCCAAAACAACGCACUAUUAGUCAAUCCCCUUAUGGUCCCAUUUGGAAAUUAUUGCGCCAAAAUUUCAUGCAAGCAACUCAGCCUUCUCGAUUAAAUUCCUAUUCUCGUUGUCGUAAAUGGGCAUUAAAUAUUCUGAAGAAAAAUAUUUUAGCGGACAUUGAACUAGGAAACAAGGCAAUACAUAUUGAUGAUUAUUUCAAUUUUGCAUUGUAUACUUUGUUCACAUACAUGAUAUGGGGGGAGAAAUUUGAUAAAGAAAUCGUUGAGAGUAUUCAAAGGGUACAACAUUGUUUAAUUUACAAUUUCAUUAAGUUCAAUGUGUUGAAUUUUGCACCAAUGUUGUCUAGGUUUGUGUUUAGAGGAUUAUGGAGAGAGAUCAUGCAAAUUCGUGAAAAUCAAAUGAAUGUGUUUCUUCCUAUUAUAAAAGCACGCCAAGAGAAAAUAAAAAACAAGAUUAAUGUUGGCAUCGAAGAUGAAGAUAAGGAAGAUUUUGAGGCAUAUGUUGAUACUCUUUUUGAUCUAAAACUUCCAGAAAGUGGGGAGAAUUUUAAUGAUGAAGAGUUAGUGAGUAUGUGUUCUGAAUUUAUGCUAGGUGGAACAGACACAACAGCUACCACAUUGUUAUGGACCAUGGCUAAUUUAGUAAAGAAUCAAAAGAUUCAAGAGAAACUUUAUGAUGAAAUUAAGGAAGUUGUGAAACACAACGAAGAAAUUGAAGACGAACAUUUGAAAAGGAUGCCUUAUUUGAAGGCAGUGGUGUUAGAAACAUUUAGGAGACAUCCACCAGGUCAUUUUAUAUUGCCUAGGGCAGUUAUACAAGAGACUAUUUUCGAUGGUCAUAAAAUACCAAAAAAUGCGAUGAUUAAUUUUCCUGUGGCCGAAUUUGGAUGGGACCCUAGUGUGUGGGAAAAUCCUAUGGAGUUUAAGCCUGAAAGAUUUUUGAGUGAAGAAAAUGCUAAUUUUGAUCUAAAAGGGAUCAAAGAGAUUAAAAUGAUGCCUUUUGGCGCAGGCAGAAGGGUUUGUCCAGCAAUUAAUAUUGCAACAUUUCAUCUUGGGUACUUUGUGGCUAAUUUUGUGAGAGAUUUUAAAUGGACAAUUCAAGAUGGGUGUGAGGUUGACUUGAGUGAGAAACAAUCCUUUACUAUUGUGAUGAAGAAUCCAUUAAAACCAUGUUUGUCUCCAAGAAUCACUUAA